GACAUGGCUGUUCAUCUCAGAGCUCUUCUCCUCCUCGCUGGACUCACAGGAAGUCACAGUAUAACUACAGUCAGUAAAGUGUCAGUGAAAGCUGGAGAUUCGAUCACUAUCCCCUGUCUCUAUGAUUCACGAUACAUAAACAAUAUGAAGUACUUGUGCAUGGGAUAUUAUUGGUCCUCCUGCUCAUAUGCAGUUCAAACAAACCAACGAAAUUCAGGAAAGUUUUCGAUCUCCGAUGACAAAAGCCGAAGAAUCUUCACAGUGACGAUAAAAGAUCUGAAGGAUACAGACACUGAUUACUGGUGUAUUGUGGUUGUUAAUGGAGGAUCAGAUGUCGGAAAGUAUUUCCAACUGUCAGUCACCGGAGGUACACCACUUCUCUCUGUUGGUAAUCAGGAGAUUACAGGAUUUAAAGGAGAAGAAAUAACCAUACAAUGUCACAGUAGAGUUGAAGCCAUUAAGUGGUGCAGGCUGGGCAGCUCCUGUGUGACGGGGUCGUCUGGAUCAAUAGAUGGAACAGGAGUGAACAUCAGUGAGAGUGGACCAGGUGUUUUCACUGUGACUAUGAGUGGACUGAGGACAGAGAGCAGCGGCUGGUAUUCAUGUGUUAAAGAUGACUUCCAGAUGCCAGUGCAUGUAACUGUUACUGACAGACCUACCACUACCACACCUGCAAUGACUAGAAGUUUAACCACCUUAACAACAAGAAGUUUAACCACCGUAUCAGCCUCCACUGUUAAUCACAACCCUGUUUCUGCAGACCAAGCACUUAUCACAGUUCAGGGUGAACAGCAAAGCCGUGUGAUUUCUUUCAUCAUCACUUUGAGUUUGCUGGUCGUCAUUGUACUGGUGACCUUGUUCAUCUGCCUUAUGUUCAAAAGACACAAGCAGAACAAAAUAGAUCCGCCGGCCACAACAACGGCUAAAGAGGAAGUAACAUACAGCACUGUUAAGAAAAAGAGAAAGACUUCAAGCCAUCUUCACCAGGCUGAAGAAGCAGUAACAUACAGCACUGUUAAACCCAUGAGAAGAACUUCAGACCAGCGGUCCGAUGCUAAGAGGGAUGUGGACGUGAUAUACAGCUCUGUGCUUCAUGUAGAACAACACACUGUACACACGGUUGAAGUAAAAGAUGAGGAUGUAACAUACAGCAGCUUGGCUCUGGUCGAGAAAAACCUGUAAAUGUUCCCCCGACCCUGCAUCUUAUCCUUCUAUCUAUCACAAGUCUGUGGUUUUGCAGAAACUUCUUUUUUAAAUUUUGAGGAUGUACAUCUUCUCUUUUUUUUAUCCUCCUCUGCAAAGCUGUAAAACAUUUAAAACUAGUAUUGACCUGGGCCUGGUUUCCCUAAAGUGUUUUAUAGUUAACGUUGACUGCAAGACAAACCUUCUAAAGCUUAAGUGGUGUUUCCCAAAUGCAUCGACAAAAGCAUUAUACUCUUAGAAAUGAUCCUACGCACAUGCAGGAGGUUAAGAACAAGCUCCAGAACCUGCAGGAGGAACACACACACACACACACACACACACACACACACACACACACACACACACACACACACACACACACACCAUCAUUGAACUAUCAGUUUCUGUUUUCAUCAUUUCCCUCUCCCUCUUCUUGUUUUAUGUUUUCAUCUCUUCUGGCUAAAUUGCGACUCUGGUGAUAAUAUUUUUGCAUUUCCCAUGUCUUCUCUAUUCUUUUUAUUUAUGGUGCAUGUUUGAUAUAUAAAAAGUGACAUUUACAAUAGGUGACGUGCACAUUCAUGAAGUUCAUAGGAACAGGCAGAGCUACAUUUUGUGUUUACUAUGUGUUCAAGAGUUGUGUCAAAAAACAAAGGUUUCAAAUAAAAAUUUAAAAAUGUGUUUUAUUUACACAAAACUUUGAAAAGUCCAGAAAUGACAUGUAUAUGCUAUAAAUAAUAUAUAAAUGCUGUUGUAAUCACAGAUACUUCCUUAUAACAAUUCAAGUGAUUUAUGAUAUUUAAACAUUUCCAAAGCAAAUCUAUCGUAUAUAUUGAUUGACUUGGUACUUUAGGUCUACUGCAGUGGUUAUAUAUUUGGUUUAAUCUGAUUUGUGACAUGUCAACAAUACAAACUAUAUGAUUUAUGACUAUCUAAUGUUCCUACUAUCAACAAUAGACAACUCAAUUUGAAAUCUCUGAAAACUUUGAGCAGGAAAAUGUUUUUCUUGCCAUUAUAUGAAGAGAGAGUGAUUCCGUUAAAGCUUCAUUAUCUUUAUCACUUUUGGAUACAAGAACUAAAAGGUUGCAAUUGUUUCUACUCUCGUGUUUUAAUAAAUACAUUUCACUCCGUA
Molecule: messenger RNA, 2311 nt
Organism: Cottoperca gobio
Lineage: Eukaryota; Metazoa; Chordata; Actinopteri; Perciformes; Bovichtidae
Exons: 11
Coding region: 4-1182 (392 amino acids)
Cellular component (GO): plasma membrane
Molecular function (GO): transmembrane signaling receptor activity
Source: RefSeq, a predicted model, not a curated record